Closterium sp. NIES-65 is the source of this 1431-nucleotide messenger RNA. The record is from the annotation of a GenBank genome assembly. Lineage: Eukaryota; Viridiplantae; Streptophyta; Zygnematophyceae; Desmidiales; Closteriaceae.
AUGUUUUGUAUGCCGGGUCGUGUCGCGGAUGGUGGUGUGGUCGAUGGUUCUAUUGACCUCGCCUCAUCCUCCCAUGAGAUUGACCUCUUGCCUCAUCCUCCCAUGAGAUUGACCUCUUGCCUCAUCCUCCCAUCGAGAUUUUCUCUCCUAACCCUGUCACUCGACCUGCUUCUAUUGCUGCCCACUUGUGCUGUCAUUUGUCUGUUUGAGAUAGCUUCUUUUCCCCUCUUGUCCUACUCUACUCCUCCCUUCCUGCCUUUCCCACCCCCAUCAGUGGACUACCCUCAGAUCGGCACUGAUGCCUAUGAUCGGUACCGAUGCCUAUGUGCAAUAUCCAAGUCGCAACUCCAAGCACCAGAGAAUGCCACGAUUCUCCGCUUCGUCGUCCCUUACUCAGAGGCCCUCAGCAAUCCAGCCUACACCAUCUACCCUCAGAAGGUCGCAGCCGACGGGGACUACGACUACAGCCACGGCGGCACCAUGUAUUUCGGCUGGACGCCAAUCAACUACAACCCCGGCGCUCCCAACGAAACCGUGCUGGUUGCUAAUUAUACCAUGAUUGGCGCCUUUGCUCUAACGGGUACAAGUGCUCUGGGCACACCGGAAGCAGACAGCUUGGUGGAGCCACACUGUGCCGCUGUGAACACUCCCCCGUACUAUAAUCCUUUGCCCGUAACCCAGAAACCCGGGCCUGUUCCCACUGCUUGGAGGAUGAACAGCACAAUCGCACCCAUCGGCCCUUCGUUUGUAGAUAUGCGAGGCGUGGUGGUAUCCCCUGGGAAGAGGCAGAUGUGGGUGAGCUUUAUGUCGGCCUUUGGCAAGGACAUGAGUGCUUCUGCCGUGGUCGCGAGGCUUCGCUUGUCUUUGAGGCUCAAGCGCAAGUGGAGGCCGUUUCAAGUGUUUCUGGAGCGGUUCAAAGUGGUGGGGGUGGGCGGAGGGAACAGCCUCAUUCAGCCCACCAUCGCUCUCAACAGGCACGGCAAGGGCAUCAUAGCAGUGUCACUAGCAGGGCGUUCCUUCUACCCCUCAGCUGCCUAUGCCACUCUCAACGCCAAUGUGGAUGUCGGCCGCGUGGUCGUUACCGGCCCAGGGAAAGUGCCGCUCGACGACUUCACUGGUUACCGCGGUGCAACGGAGAUGCGGUACGGGGACUACAUGACGGCAACAAUCGACGAGGAGGGCAACGCGUGGGCGGCAGUGCAGUAUGUGGCGGGGCAGCCGCGCACCGAGUGGAGCAACUGGGCUACCUUCGUCUUCAAAGUCCACCUGCAGGGGCGGGAGGGAGAGGGGAAUGGGGAUGGGGGAAACGGGGGCGGGGGAAAUGGGGACGGGGGGAAUGGGGACAGCGGGGGGAAUGGGGAUAAUGAGGGGAGUGGUGAUAACGGAGGGAAUGGGGACAACGGGGGAAAUGGGGAUCAUGAGGGGAAGUAG